UCCUCCUAUUUUUUGGUCUAUUUAUGUCUUCGCCAGUGUAUAUAAAUAGAAUGAAAAGUUCCAUAAUCUUAAACCCAGCUUAAACUUUACACGAACAUUGAAGCGACAACACCAGACAAGCUAAGACAGAUCGUGUCCACAGAAGAUAAGCUAACAGACUCGUCAACCAAGUCAGGAUUUAACCCUCCCACAACAACCAAUAAGGAAGUUCGCAAGAAGAGAGUAGAAAGUGAAUAUGAUUUCAGGAGAAGAGAUUGCCAUCAAGACAGCGUUUUCUCUCUCAACGUUGACGGGAGUUACUGGCAACAUCUUGGUCUGUCUUGUCGUUCUUCUUAACCGACCAAUGCGAACACCCAUGAAUUAUCUCCUCGUCAACCUCGCGGUGUCCGACAUGAUGCUGUUGAUAUUCUUCAGCCCUGCUUUUAUCUUUCGUGGAUUGUUUAACCAUCCUAGCGGGACGACAGGAGAUAUUUUAUGCGCGCUCAUAACAGGAGAGACGCUCGCUUGGAUAGGAGGAUACGCGUCUUCAGUUUUCCUUCUCGCCAUUUCUAUAGAACGAUAUAUCGCUGUAGCCAAUCCUCACAAAUAUGGCACGAGUUUUAUAUCCAGCAAUCUAAAACGUCUUGUUGUUUCGUGUUGGUUGUUCACUUUGGCUUGGAAUGCGAUUGGAUUUGAGUGGAAACGUUACGAUCCCCGAACCGGGUUCUGCACCAUGACAUGGACGCUGUUAUCCUUUAAGAUAUACAGUGUUCUUUGCUUCACUGUACUCGGGGUAGUUCCUAUGACUACAAUGGCUKUGCUGUAUUCUCGGAUUACCUACAUUCUUUGGUUUAAAGAUCUAGUGAUGAAUCUCGACGAAGAAAGACAACAACGGAAGCGCAAGAAAGCCACUAAAAUGGUCCUGACUGUCACUCUUAUUUAUGCACUUUCAUGGUUUCCCGAGCUGACGAUUUUCGUUCUCUCGGCCUACGCCCCGCAGUCUUUCCGUGGCGAUAUUGCAUACCCAGCUGCAGUAGCAAUAUGUUCCUUCAAUGCUGCUAUUAACCCCAUCAUCUAUAGCUUUCAUAGUAAUAUUUUUCGUCGUCAUCUUAAAAAGUUAGUCUGUUGUUGUUGUAAAAAUGGGACUGAGAGUUCGAUGACUGCAAUGAGUUCGACUGGUUUGCAGAUUGUAAGAGAAAUUCCAUUUGUAUCGAGAACUGAAUAAGUCRAUGAUCAUUUAUUCUGAACACUAAAAAACUUCAUCGCAGCUUUGAAAGAUGUAAAUAAUGACUGACUUAUAAUCUCAGAAUCUAUAAUUUUAUACCUCUGAUAAAAACGUUAAAACAGUUUACGAUGUAGGAGUCUCUCCAAACCUUCUCAAAUUUCGUCGAAGUAACUGUAAAUUCCCAUGUGUGUCAGUUCGAGACUCCGAGCAUCGAUCGGAUAGGUUCGAAUACUACGUACGACCAUCGCUGCGACCGGGCGACCGAAGAAACACUUUAAUCGAUCGACUUGGUAACAAAAUAUGCCUUAAACUCAGCUAACGACCUUCAAAACUAUAUUUCAAAAGUAGUAGUAACACUAUAUGAUAYAUCAUUGUAGUUGAGAGAAAAAUGUACCAACAGUUUUUAACAAUUUGCACUGUAGUGCAAAUCAUUUUUUUCUGCUGUGUAAUUGGUUAACAGUACUGCACUGCUCAGCCAAUCAGAAUCAAGUAUAUUUUUCAUGUAUAUUAUUAGAUAUGGAAGGAUCGCUCAUUAUAACAUAACUUCGUGAGUGUAGUAAUGAAAUAUAUAAAUGAAUUAAAAUAAAAUAAAUAGCUUGAAAACAUAUAGGAAGUUGGUCUUUCAUUAWUAAAGUAUAAAUAUCUGCAUGUGCGAGAAGCAAAGGYUUUGCUUCGUGCACAGAAAUUUAUAGAAAUUGUUCCAUUAUAAGCGUAAAACAUGCUCAUUCAUUGACCAGGUUCAGCUAUUAGGAUUUGAUGUUUUUAGCCACAAAUCAAACUUGUCCGUCAGUCUUGUGUAAUUUCACUUUUCGCUUCCACUUCGAGUUAAUUCUUGCUAAUACUCCUUUUCCCAAUUUUUUCAACUUCCCGUAACUUCAUUCCUGGCGGUAAGACGUCUUUUCUUAAACGGGCAAUGAGUUAAGAAUGCUACAGUAGAGGGAAAAAAAUAUAUUAAAAGGUUGACUUUACACAGAAUAAACAUUGCUCGAAUAUGACGCAACUACGAGACUCCAAUUGCGAAAUAAAUAAACAGUAAG
Actinia tenebrosa (Australian red waratah sea anemone) is the source of this 2241-nucleotide messenger RNA. Its product is annotated as thyrotropin-releasing hormone receptor-like. Gene Ontology annotation, molecular function: G protein-coupled receptor activity. The record is from RefSeq and is a predicted model, not a curated record. Lineage: Eukaryota; Metazoa; Cnidaria; Anthozoa; Actiniaria; Actiniidae. Gene Ontology annotation, biological process: G protein-coupled receptor signaling pathway. Gene Ontology annotation, cellular component: membrane.